Molecule: messenger RNA, 3230 nt
Organism: Hevea brasiliensis (rubber tree)
Lineage: Eukaryota; Viridiplantae; Streptophyta; Magnoliopsida; Malpighiales; Euphorbiaceae
Product: COP1-interactive protein 1
Exons: 4
Coding region: 274-3018 (914 amino acids)
Molecular function (GO): actin binding
Source: RefSeq, a predicted model, not a curated record
AAUUAAACACAAUCAAAUCUCUCUCUCUCUCUCUCUCUUUCAUUAGAGACACUGCUUCUCUUUUUCUAGCAUCUGAGUUCUCUCUCUUUGAGCUUUUCUCUGUAGGCUUUCCUUUGGCUUUUCAGCUCUGAAUUAGUGAAUUGUUCAAUACUGGGAUACUGCAGAACCUUAGCGAAGCUUUCUGAAGAAGACUAGACAAGGAAAACCAUCAAAAAAAGAGAAAUUUCCAGAUUUUAAAAAUUUUAGGUGCAAGAUGGAGAAAACCUUGACUUAAUGUUCUUGUCAAGGAAGAUUGAUUCAAAAUUCAAAGAGAAGAUGACAAGGAGGCAUUGGAGAGAGUCUAUAAAAUCCCUCUUUGGUAAUCACAUUGAUCCAGAGCACGAUGAAAGGCUAAAAGGAACUAAAUCAGAAAUUGAGAACCAAGUGAAGAAGAUCUUGAAGCUACUCAAACAGGAAGACCUUGAAGAAAAAGAUGGACUUUCAGUAGAAAACUCCAAAAAAGAACCUCUGGUUGAGCUAAUUGAGGAUUUCCACAACCAGUACCAAUUGCUUUAUGAACGAUAUAAUCAUCUGACAGGAGAGAUAAGAAAGAAAUUUCAUACGAAACAAGGAACAGAUACCUCUUCUUCAUCAAGCUCAGACUCAGAAUCUGAUUAUUCUUCCAAGGACAAAGGAAAUAAAAAUGGAAAACUCAAAAGUGACUAUCAGAAGAUAGCAGAUGUCACAAAGCAAGAACUUGAAACGACAAAUCUAGAAGUUGCAGAACUGAAGAGUAAGUUGACAGCUACCAGUGAAGAAAAGCAUGCUUUAAAUUUGGAGCAUCAGGCAGCUUUAAGCAAAAUACAAGAAGCAGAGGAGAUCAUUAAAAAGUUGAAGUUUGAAAUAGAACGAUUAGAUGUGGAGAAAGGAAAACUUUUGGUUGAGAAUGGAGAGUUAAAGCAAAACCUUGAUGCUUCUGGCAAUGUAGAAGCAGAACUGAACGAGAGAUUGCAGGAGAUGAGCAAAGAGAAGGACAACUUGAUUGUGGAGAAAGAGAUUCACAUGAAGGAGAAAUUGAGUGAGAAGGACAGAGAGUUGUCAUCCCUUGCUUCUGUGCACAAGGCACAUAGGAAUGUAUUGUCAGCUCAGAUAAAGGAAUUAGAGGCUCGAGUGACUGGCCUGGAACUGGAGCUUGAGUCAUUUAGAGCCCAUAAUAGAGAUAUGGGGGUACAGAUUGAGAGCAAAGUGUCUGAAAUAAAAGGACUGGGAGAAGAAAAUUUACUACUAAAAGCCCAAAAUUCAGAACUUGAAAUAAUGUCGAAAGAGAGAGGAGAUGAACUGUUGGCUCUUAGAAAGAAACUUGAUGAUGAUGAGAAGGAAUCAUUGUCUAAAGUAGAAAGCCUGACAGCACAAGUCAACACUCUUCUAGCAGACUUGGAAUGUUUAAACACCCAGAAAGCAGAAUUGGAAGAACAGAUGGUAAGUAAAGGCGAUGAAGCAUCAAGUCAAGUCAAGGGUCUGAUGGAUCAGGUUAACGAGUUACAACAGCAAAUGGAGUCCUUACACAAUGAGAAAGCUGAACUGGAAGUGAAACUGGAGACGAAAACUCAGAAAAUUUCAGAGUUCCUGGUUCUGAUAGAAAAUCUGAAAGAGGAGAUAGCACACUAUGCUGAAGAUUAUCAGAGGAUUCUUGGAGAGAGAGAAAGUUUGACAGGGCAAAUGAAAAAUCUGGAAUUGGAGGUGGAGAAUUUACGAAACCAGAAAACUGAUCUUGAAGAGCAAGCAAGAACUGAAAUCAAAGAGAGUGGACGGUUAGGAGAGGAAAUGGUGGGGUUACAGAAUAAAAUUUUUGAUUUUGAAAGAAUGUUAACGGAGAGAAGGCUAGAUUACUCUGCCCUCCAGGAGAGACAUGAAAAAGGAGAGAAUGAAGCUUCUGCUCAGAUAACGGCCUUAACAACACAAUCUAACAAUCUGCAACUGGAAUUAGAUUGCUUACAGGAUGAGAAAAACCAAUUGCAGUUGCAGCUUCAGAAAGAGAUACAAAAAUUUUCAGAAAGCCUGAUAGAAAUGGAAAAUCAAAAGUCUGAGUUCAUGAGCAAAAUUGCAGAUCAGCAAAAGGUGCUGGCAGAGCAGGAGGAGGCAUACAGGAAGCUGAGUGAGGAGUAUAAGCAGGUGGAAGGUUGGUUCCAGGAGAGCAAGGAAAACAUCAAAGCAGUUGAAAGGAAAGUAGAAGAAAUGGCAGAACAAUUUCAGAAGAAUGCCAGUUCCCAAGAUCAGAAAGUAGCUGAACUGGAAGAAACAGUUGAGGACCUGACAAAAGAUCUUGAAGUAAAAGGAGAUGAACUCAAUACCAUGGUUGUGAAUGUCCGCAAUAUUGAAGUUAAGCUCCGGUUGUCAAACCAGAAGCUCCAUGUCACAGAACAAUUACUAACUGAGAAGGAAGAGAGCUUUAGGAAAGCAGAAGCAGGUUUCCAGCAUGAGCUGAGAGUGCUGGAGAAAAGGAUUGCUAUGCAGUUGGGGAUGAUAGCUGCUACCAAUGAAGCUUGUCAGAGUAUGGUCACAGAUACCUCAGAGAAAGUGAACAGUACUUUGACAGUACUAGAAGCUUUGACCCUUAAAUAUGAAGAGGACUGCAACAGCUAUGCACAACGCAUUUUGGAAAUGUCAAAUGAGAUUCAGAUUGCAAAGAAUAGGGUAAUUGACACGAAGAAUGAGAAGGAAAAACUUGGAAAAGAAGUAGGUGAUCUAGUAGUACAACUGCAAGUUACAAAAGAACAGGAAUCGGCAUUGAGAGAGAAGGUUGAACGACUAGAGGUUGAGAAAGAGAAAUUAACUAAAGCUGUGAGCCAAUUGGAGAAAAAGGUGGCAGUGUUGGAGACAAUGAUGAAAGAGAAGGACCAAGGUAUAUCAGACCUGGGCGAGGAAAAGAGGGAGGCUAUAAGGCAGCUGUGCCUCUGGAUUGAUUAUCACAGGAGUCGCUGUGAUUAUCUCAGAGAAAUUCUGUCCAAGAUGCCUGUGAGAGGCCACAGGGCAGCGUAGAAGUCAAUACUAUUUGUCACAGGAGUCGAUACUUCUUGUGGCAAUAUAAUGUUUCGUUGCUUCAUUUUUCAAAAAGGAAUUGUCAGUGUCAGCCUCCUUCGGUGAUGGUUGAAUAUUAUUGGUUAACAAGCAUCGUAAGCCUUGCUUACAUUUGAUUGAUCAAUACCCGGCUGUAUAGAAUUCACGGUCACGCUUUGGUUUGUGCUUGAAAA